UACACGAAAACUAUGAAAACGUGGUCACGUUUGCCGUUUGCGGGGAGAAAAAAAAGUCGAUCUAACACUCUCUAUUACAAAGAUUAUAACUGGAAAGAGUUAGCAUUAUCCCGUGAAAACUUAACGAAGUUCACUGUUAAAGAGUUACAAAAAUACUUAAAGUACCACCAACUAUCAAUAAAAGGAGUCAAGAAUGACAAAGUUUUGCGGAUAAUGGCGCACAUCAACCUAUCAAGUAAUGACCCUAUUGACAAGACUUUGCAGUAUAACUCUAUUUCACAGAAUGAAGUGGAAUAUGAAGAUAGUGAAGAUGAAGAUGGUGAAGAUGAUGAUAGUGAAGAUGAUGAUAGUGAAGACGAAAACGAAAUAGUUGCUGCUAUCGAAAGUGAAUCAGAAGAAGAGGGAGAUGCUGAUAUGGAAAGCCAAGAUGAGUCUGAAGAGAUUCCACUGCUAUUAUAUACACUGGAUCACGAGUAACCCGCUCUCGAUUUGGGAGACAAUCUAGGCCCAGUACUCGGUAUCAGUAAGUAUCGGUACUUUCUUGCAUAGGUAAAUAGCUUUAUCGUUUGGUUAUUCAUUGAAAAUAAGAAGUGGUAUUAAUAGGGGGGAGAGCAUAAAUUUUUAGCCUUGCUUCGGGGGGGAU
Messenger RNA from Actinia tenebrosa (Australian red waratah sea anemone), 643 nucleotides. RefSeq names its product anaphase-promoting complex subunit 15-like. The record is from RefSeq and is a predicted model, not a curated record. Lineage: Eukaryota; Metazoa; Cnidaria; Anthozoa; Actiniaria; Actiniidae.